AUGGAGGCAGAUACAUUGGCAAUUGACUAUCCUGAAGGACUCACCAGGGAUUCUUGGAGGGCAGUGUUAACUUUGGCGUACCAGAGCCUGGGGGUGGUGUUCGGGGACCUGAUCACGUCGCCGUUGGAGGUCAUCCAGCACUCGGAGACGAACGAGGAGAUCUACGGCGUGCUCUCCUUUGUCUUCUGGACCCUCACCCUCGUCCCGCUCCUCAAGUACGUCUUCAUCGUGCUCCGAGCCGACGACAACGGCGAGGGCGGCACCUUCGUGCUCUACUCCCUCCUCUACCGCCACGGUCGCGUCGGUUUCCUCCCCAACGGCCAGCUCGCCGACGAGGAGCUAUCCGCGUACAAAAAAGGAGACAGCAUCGGCGGCCGCGGGGCAGCGGGUGGCGCGGCCGCGUCGAGGGUGAGGAGGAUGCUGGAGAAGCACCAGGUGCUGCAGCGGUGCUUGCUGGUGGCCUGGUGCUGGCGCUCAUGGGGACGUGCAUGGUCAUCGGGGACGGCGUCCUCACCCCUGCUAUUUUUGGUGGUGCUCUUACUUUGGCCUAGACUUCUAUAGUUCUAUUUGGGUUAGUUGGUUCCCCUCCCCCCCCCCCCCCCCCCCCCUCCCCUC
Phoenix dactylifera (date palm) is the source of this 615-nucleotide messenger RNA. The record is from RefSeq and is a predicted model, not a curated record. NCBI's taxonomy places the organism in Eukaryota, Viridiplantae, Streptophyta, Magnoliopsida, Arecales, Arecaceae.